Messenger RNA from Linum trigynum, 2577 nucleotides. NCBI's taxonomy places the organism in Eukaryota, Viridiplantae, Streptophyta, Magnoliopsida, Malpighiales, Linaceae. The record is from the annotation of a GenBank genome assembly.
CUACCGAUUGGUGAGUAUACUCGAUAUAUGUUCACUAAGGAAGGUUCAAAGGGAAACCUACCUAUUCCGAUGCAACUAAUUCUUAGUCGAGAAUCGCACAAUUUUUUGCAUAGUUUUUAAAGUACAACAUUAUCCAUUCAUGUGGGGGAUUGUUGGGAUUAUUAGUGGUGUGAAUGGAAAUGAAAGGGGAAAGAUCCAAGAGAGUCUCUUGAAGUACCAUGUUGGUAAGAUGUGGGAAGGCAUGGUCUCGAAUUCGAUCGAUUUGAUGUAAUAUGUGGUUAAUUGGUUAAAUUGGUUUGUGUAACCAAAUGAACCAAACCGAGUUGAACCAAAUCGAAUCGAACCAAAAUGGCUGUUGGAAUAACCAAACCGGUCCAGCUUCCAUGAGGCCGAACCAAUGCAAUGGUUGAAAUAUUUUAAACGAACCAAUGCAAUGGUUGGGGUGUAACCACCCAUACGAAGAGUUGCCUCCCUUCGUAAGCACCCAUGCAUUCAUUUUCAAUAAAUAGCACCUAACCCCCUCUGGUUUUUACAUGGAUUUUUCGGUACCAAAACUUUGCUAAAAUCCAAAACUAGUUUUCUGCAUUAUUUUGAAAGAGAAAAUCGAGUCAAGUGUGGUUCUCGCCGGUUCGCUGCGUUCGAUGGGUUCCGGGGUUUGAGGUACUGCUACGCCAGAAAAGGUACGUCAUUUCUAUCCUGGGAGGAAUCAUUCCAUAACCUUGGCCCUUGGGUACUAGAGGGGAAUAAGAUUCUUUAAGGAGAGAUAGUGAAUUCUAUCGGCUAGGACGUUUGCAUGUGUCUUUGCAUGUUUUCUUAAUCUUAUGUGUUUGCUUGUGUUGCCAGAAAAUAGUAUACGUGAACAAUUUUUCCACAACAGCUCUUUGGAAGCUUUGGAUCAUCCGUCAUCCACAUCGACAAACAGGUAGGUAAUCUACGUCGACUUGUCCUUCAAGAAAUCCAUAAUCUUGUUUUCGUUUUGUUAUACGAUGUUGUUUGAAACAUCUCUGUUUUGUUUUUCCGUUUUGAUGAUCCUAUUUGGAGUAUCCUGAUCCACCAUGUUACUGUUCGGAGUGUACAUUGUUUUAUGGUUAGGUUUUUUUGGUUUGACGAUGAUGUGUGGAGAAUCUUUGUUUUGUUUCGUCAUAAUCGGUUUUUGGAGAUUUUUUGGUAUCAAGGGAGAAUUCAAAAGAUUUCAAACUCCCACGCACAGCACCAAGAGAAGGAAAACGCAGCUGGAGUGAUGUUGUUUCCUGCAUAAAUUAAGAGCCUUCAGAACGACAGCGUGCUAGAGGACGACAAAUUUUCAAGUUUCAACAACUAUCAUCUACAAUUUUACAUUUCAGUACCCAAUGUUGUGUUUUUACACAUUUUUCUCUUUCUGGCAUGUACUUGUUUGUGAAGCAACCUUGUCUUCUAUUGCUACUUCUGAUACCACUAUAUAAGCUGAGAGAAAAAUGAGAUGAGAUAGGUUUUCAGUCUCAAUACAUUGCAAAAAUGUUGUUAUGGUAUCAGAUCCUGGGAACUAGAAACCCUAGCCACCAGCAACAUCCAUGGAUGAAGCAACAACAACUACAGUAGCAACAACAGUCCCACCAACCAACCCAGAUCCUAUGGUGGAUCCUUUAUACCUCCAUGGAUCUGAACAACCUGACCUUGUUCUUGUUACAGAUAAGCUCACCAUUACCAAUUACAAUGAUUGGAGUAAAGCUAUGCAUAAUGCCCUUGGAGCCAAAAACAAACUUGGCUUCGUUGAUGGUACACUUGCAGAGCCGCAGCUAACCACGGAACAACCUGGGCCUGGAACAGAAACAAUGUUAUGGUGCUCUCCUAAAUCCAGCAAGCCAUCGAACCUGGCAUCAGGAAGACCAUCAUGUCAAUCAAAACAGCGACAGAGGCCUGGAGAAGCCUUAGGGCUCGAUAUGGCCAAGGUGACAUGAUUCAAGUUGCCGAGAUCAUUGAAGCCCUAGCUACACUCAAACAAGGUAACCAAACUGUGACUGAGUACUAUGGUGACUUAAUAGCAUUAAGAGACGAACUGGACAAUUAUCAACCACUGGAUACAUGCACUUUACACCUACCAGCAACACUCAGUGUAGGGCAAUGUAUCAAGUCUUCUUUUAUAGAGACAUCAACUAUGUCAUACAAUUUCUCAAGGGUCUUAAUGAUAAUUAUGCUACUGUAAGGUCCCAAGUCCUGUUUGGAGAUACAUUGCCUUCGAUUGACAGGGUGUUUCAAAGAAUGCUUCAACAUGAACGCCAACAGUAUGACACUAAUCAGGGCAAAGCACUUGCUACAGAGAGCAUCACUCUUGCAUCUCUAAGCAACAUUCCUGCCAACAAAAAGGCCUGACCAUACUUUACAAACUGCAAAGCUCAAGGCCAUGUGGAAGAUGUCUGCUUCCAUAAGCAUGGUUGGCUCCAAGGGAUGACUUCAAGAGGAUCCAAUCCACCCACUCGGUCAGCUGAAUGCACCUACUACAAGAAUUUGGACACACAGAAGACAGAUGCUAUUCCAAGCAUGGACAUCCCCUAAGCUCAACUGGAGCUGGAAGAGGUAGUAUAAAGGGCAGACAAUAUG